This is a messenger RNA of Hydractinia symbiolongicarpus, 3964 nucleotides long. RefSeq lists its product as uncharacterized. The transcript has 11 exons. The coding region runs from base 165 to 2921 and encodes 918 amino acids. The record is from RefSeq and is a predicted model, not a curated record. Lineage: Eukaryota; Metazoa; Cnidaria; Hydrozoa; Anthoathecata; Hydractiniidae.
GGCAGAGAUUUUAUACGGCAGACCGUACGAUGCAGGACUUGAGGAUAAUCCAUACGUGACAAAAUCAUUCUCAAUUAGUGACGAAUCCGAAGGCAUCGAGUCCGGUCUAGUCCUCAAGACUGACAGACUGAACUAUCUGUUCUGUCAACAUUUUAAAGAACAAAAUGUCAAGACUUCCUGCUCCUGGUUUUUCCAGGCUGAAGACACCUGGAUUCACUCGCCCCUCAGCACCUCAACAAGUAACUUCAACAGAGACACAAGAUUAUACUUUUAAAAGACCACAAGAUGUUACUGUACCUGUUUCAAGUAUGGGUAUAGCGCAUAGUAAGCCUCACAACGAUGCAGUAAGACCCAGGAUGCCAAUGAAAACAUAUGGACUUCCACCGACAAGUGUAAAUUCUUUUCAGCAUGGACCGACUCCUUAUAAUAGAAGUAGAGCUAAUGUUAGUCAAAUACCUUAUGUUGGAAAAAAAAGAGUCACAGGAGUACUGAAAGCACCAGAAAGUAAGUUAUCGAGACAUCCACCUCAUCAACCAGUUUCACAAAACCAAACUCAUAUGUCGGUGCAGAAUAAUGUUAAUAAUGGAACUGAACAGAAACCAAUCAGACGGCAACUAAUUCCUGAAGGGAAGUCACAGCCCACACAGCCCAAACUUACACAGCCCAGAACUCACGCAAACAAAGAGAGACCUAAGUCAUGUUUAGUGCAGCCUAGAGGGUUCGCUGUGAAACCUUCAAAUGAUCCCGGAAACUUAUCGGGUGGUAGAGGUUUAUCUCGAUCACUGCAGACGUUACCACAAGGCUUAGUAAAACCUAGGGGUGCUAAGAAAGAGACUUGGUCAAACAGAAGUGCGUCACAAGAGAAUUUAAUAAGUGAGCCCAGAAAAAGACCAACGUCGGUAAUGGCUCAAGCAAGAGGUAGCACGGAAACUUUAAAUAGUCGUAUUGCUGCAUCAACUGGCUCUCUCAAUAAAUUCGGUGCACCAAGUGGUCUGUCAAAAAAUAUUGGUGCACCGAUUAGUACAGUAAACAAGUUCGCUGGAAAAACAGGAAGACCUAGAGUGUCCACAUUAAAUAAUUCACACAACAGUACUGUCAAUAUAUCAACGCCGUGCCACACAACACAGCCACCCGGUAAAGAACAUUUAAAACAUUUAAAAAUUAGUCCUAUCGGCAAUAGCGAGGACCCCGACUCGACUUUUGAUGUAUCACAAACCAUUCAAACAAAUAAUGCAGCGAAUGAGACGAGAAUAGUGGAAGACAAAAAUCAUAACGAGACAUCAGUAUUCGAUUCAUCUAACAUGCAAUUCACUGCUCCUGUCAGUGACUUGAAUGCAACGUACAACAGAGCCUCAAUUUUGAAUAAAACAGAAAUUAUCUCAACCGAUUCAAACGAGAGUCAGUUUGAGAAUGUUGAAAGUGAUAGUAGCGUAGUGAAUGCAUCUGAUGUUGGUACAGAAGAGAACGAUGGUGUCGAAUCUUUAGAUCAAACACGUGUUAUACACUCACAAUAUUUCGAUGAGACUAGAACAAUUCAUCAUGUGGAUGAUAAUAACGAGUUUAACGAAUCAAAAGACUUUAUUGGGAACGAGACCAUGCCUAAAAAUCUUGGGGAUGACACCCCUUAUAAAACCAAUUUAAACGAAUCUACUUUAGAAAUGUCGGAGAAUUCUCCCUUCACUGAAGACAUACUUAAAGUAAUUGCCGCUAUAUCAAGUAAUUUAAACACUCGUCCAACCGACGUGGUUACUGUAACUACUAGUCCUUUGAAACAGUCAACGAACGUUAGUACUUUGAACAAGUCAGUGACAAAAAAAUUAGAACUUACUAAUGAAGUGUCUUUGUCUGAUGAACUGAGCUUUGCUGAGACACAUUUUGGUACGCCAAAACAACAACAGUUGGAAGAUUUUCAUGAGGAGGUUCCGCACGAAAAAGAAUUUUCUGAGACGCAUGAAAUUUUGCAGCACAGAGAGGAAUUCGAUCAUUUUAAAGUUAGAACUCUAAGUGAAGAUGUGAUAGAAGAAGACUGCGAAAGAACAAACGUGAAAACACAAUCUAUGCUUAGUUCUCCGACCACGCCCAAUCGUAAUGAAUUGGGUCAAGAAUUUAAUUUUAGCCACCCUGCUAGGUGUAACACCGUAUCUCUUGGUGUUCUCUCCCGUGGUGGCUUUAAAGAUGGAAAGUUCUCCAAACUAAUAAGACGUAAUACUUUCGCAUCGCAGGAUUUAACUUCAAAAUUUCGCGUCCCCAAGGAGAUGAACUUAACAGAAACACUUGAAGGGAACAUAGUUAUGGAUAAUACGUCGUUUUUGCAUUUUUCAAACGAUGUUCGGUCUAUGAAGACACAGCUAUUAAAGUUAAAAAGAACUCUACUAGAGGCUGACUGUCCAUCUCCGUUAAUGAAGAUGCCUCUAAAACGAUCGAACUCGUGCGUUGUUCGAAACACUAUGGACGCUCCACCCUUGUCUCCUCGCACCUGCAUGUCAAGUCCUAUGGCAGUGGUUGAUCCGCUAGUCCAGUCAGAAGCAAACGCCACGAUGAAAGAAAAACAAGUCAGUGCUGAGAAAGAAGAUCAGUUGGCUGCUAUAACUAAUAAAUUUCAAGACGCUCUUAGACGAAUUGAAGAAAUGGAGAAAGAGAUUGAUUGUCAUAAAUACACAAUAAAAUUAUUGCAAACACAACUUGAAAAGAACGAACAAAAUGAGAUGGAUAUACUGGAAGAAAAUAUCAUCCUUCGUGAAGAAGUAGGACAUUUAACAGAACGUUUGCAGAAACUUAAUGAAAAUGCAGUGGGUGAAGAUGGAGAAAAAUUGCUGUCGUCUGGAAGUUAUAAAGAAGAAUUCGAUCUCGCUGAAAUGAGUUCUUCGUCUCGUAAAGUUGUCUUGCAGCGCCUUUACUCAAAUGACUCAAAUACAGAUUGAUUAUCGUGGGAUUCGUCACCUGCUAGAUUAAAAUAAUUAAAUUAUUUCUACAUUUUUCCGUUUGACACUGUCUUAAGCGUACUAAUUUUCACGCUCUGCAAGUUUCACAAAUUAUACCUAUAUUUCUCACAAUACACCUUCCCUAAUAUGUCAUAUUUCAAAACGUUAGAGCUGUUGAUAUUUUUGUCAUCUCUAAUGUAAAUUUACAUCUCAAUUCGAUCUCAUUUCACAUCGAAUUUAAAUGCUCUAAUAUCUUUCGAAAAGUUGAAUAUAUUGAGUACCACCUUACAAAAAAUAUUUGAGACGAAGCUGCGAUUCAAGUAAACUUAUUUCGGAUCAGUAUGCAAAUACCCAUUUGCGAAAAUGAGUACGCGUAAAUUUGUAUAAUAUGUAUGAUGUCUGAAAGUAAAGACAUGCAUAGUGCGGCUUUCAUACUCAAAAACGUGUAACGUCGACAAUUUUUCUUAAAAAAAAAACACCUACAAAAUAUGCCAGCAAAAAUUGCUUACAAAUUACCCACUUGCGAAUAUUUAUACUCAUUAAAUUUGUUAUUCCAGAAAAUAAAUAUUCUAGUUCUACUUGCUAAAAAAGUAUAAAUGUACGCUUAAGAUAUUUUCUCUUUUUUUUGUUACUCUUCUUGCAAGCCUUAUGUUUUUUUGCCUGACUCUAAUGGUGUGUAAAUAAAACACUUAGUGGAACACCUUUUUUUUAUGACAAUUUAGAACUUAUAAGAAUAUUUAUAUAUUUGUUUAUUUAAAACAAAAAAUUCGCAAUUGGGGCAUGAGUUUAUGUGCACCAAUAAAAUAAAAUUUUGUGGUAAAACUAAGUUAGAUAUAAUUUGUAAAAAAAUGAAUUUUAUACUAGAUUUUUAAAAUUCCAGUUGCAAUGCUAACUUGGUUAGGUGUAUUUCUGGUAAUUCUUAUACUUUUGUUGCCAUUUUUAAUAAAGUAUUUACUCCUUAAAUUUUCUGGAAAAAGAGGUUUUGUUUCGUCUGUCAAAUUUUAGGAGAAAAAAGAACGAGCAAUUUCUUAUAAUUAAUAUUU